Molecule: messenger RNA, 1389 nt
Organism: Capsaspora owczarzaki ATCC 30864
Lineage: Eukaryota; Filasterea; Ministeriida; Capsasporidae
Exons: 4
Coding region: 82-1302 (406 amino acids)
Biological process (GO): protein import into peroxisome matrix
Cellular component (GO): peroxisomal membrane
Molecular function (GO): zinc ion binding
Source: RefSeq, a predicted model, not a curated record
CAUCCAACGACAGAUCAGUCGUCUUGCUCAGCCAGCACGAUUUCAGUCAAAAUUUUCACACACACACACACACACAGCACAAUGAGCCAGUCUAGCCCGCACUCUCCGCCGCCCGACAUGCUUGCGAGCCAGGCAGACAUUGUGCGAAGCAGCCAGAAGGACCGAUGGCACAUUCACACGCUGAUGGAAGAGCUGACCGCGGCUGCGAGCGGCGCCGUCGGCACAGUCACCGCCUCACGGUGGCAGAAGGAGCUCGCCCUGCUGGCCGAGCUGCUCUACCUGGCGCUGACCACUGGCAGUGGAAGCAAGACCCUUGGCGAGGAGUACUGCGACAUUGUGACGGUCAACGCCAAGCACAACCCGGAAUCGUCUGCCAAGCCAAGCGGACCACCCUCAAGUCGUUCAAGUCGUCCAAGUCGUUACUCGGAGGCGACACAAGCUCAAGAUCAUCAUCAAGCUGUGCUUUCAUCAUCAUCAUCGUCGUCGUCGUCUGCACCGCUGACUGGAUUGCACAUGACCGAUGCUGCGCCAUUGUCAAGUCGCAGACGCUGGGCGUUUGUGUUUCUGCACGCGCUGCUGCCGUAUAUUGUGGACAAGUUGCUCGAAAAGCUACAUUCAGUGACACGUCCAACACAGCCGUCUUCUGCCCGUGCAGUGGCUCGAGAUCGCGUCAUCCAAAGCCUUCCUUUCGGAAUCGGCGCCUUCUUGCAGCACAUUCGGCCUUUCGUUCAUCGGAGCAUCCCGAUUGUUCGAGACGCGAUCGAGGGCUUGCAUCGCGCGCAUCUGGCAUUCUUUUACUUUACCGGCCUGUAUUCUCAUAUUACUUGGCGGACACUGUCCAUUCGCUACAUUAUGACUCGAAAGCUGGACAUUGGCGAGUCUCGCCCGUCCUACCGGCUGCUGGGUCUGCUUUCCAGUGUGCAGCUGCUUGUGACGCUAAUAUUGUGGCUCAAGCCGCGUCUCGCCGCCCUCUAUGCAUCGUCGCAUGCAACGCCAGCGCACGGCACCAAUCCAGCCAGCGUCGACCGGAUGCAUUCCCAGACCGAGAAUCCUGUCGAAUCCGAUGACGAGAACGAUCGGGGUGAUGAAGACGACGACAUCCCGGCCUCGUCCAAGUGCUCACUGUGUCUCGCUGCUCGUGAAAACCCAACCGUGACUCCUUGUGGCCAUUUGUUUUGCUGGAAGUGUAUUGCCGAGUGGUGCACCACCAAGCCCGAGUGCCCACUGUGCCGUCAACCAGCCUCGCUUUCACGGCUGUGCUGCAUCUACAAUUAUGAUGCCAAGCCGGUUCGCAGAUCGUAGUCAAAAAGUUCUUAGUUUUGUAAAUUAUCUUCAGCAUUAACAUUUUCUUGAUUUCACAACAUAAUAACACGUCAUUAUUCAACCCAA